Molecule: messenger RNA, 1959 nt
Organism: Sesamum indicum (sesame)
Lineage: Eukaryota; Viridiplantae; Streptophyta; Magnoliopsida; Lamiales; Pedaliaceae
Product: mitochondrial import inner membrane translocase subunit TIM44-2
Biological process (GO): protein import into mitochondrial matrix
Cellular component (GO): mitochondrial inner membrane
Molecular function (GO): protein-folding chaperone binding
Source: RefSeq, a predicted model, not a curated record
UUUUAAAGUCGCAAUUCCUUCUAAAAGUUUGACAAAUUACAUGAUAUUGAUAAUUUCACAAUAAUUCUCAGCAAAAUAUCUUCUCACUCAAACCCUUUAAGAAGUAGGGAGGAGGUUAUCCUGCCACCCAAACGCCCUUAACUCUGGUAGGUAAUUGCACUACUAGGGCACAGAGGAGAGAGAGAGAAUUUCCUCCACAGCACAAACAAACAUUAUACUAAAACCCUCACGGUCUCACCUAUAUAAUCUUCAUUCCUUUCCAUACAUAAAUUCCAAGCAAUAUUUUAUAAUCUCUCUAGAUUGUGAUUUGUGAUGAUGGCCAGCAGAAAACUCGCCAGAGAUUUAUUCCUCUCCGAACACCUUGUUCUUAGCCGUCACCAAUUAUUAGCAUCUCAACAUAUCUACAGUAGAUUGCCCAGUCUGCAAUUGUUUCCGCCCAAUAGAAUUUUCUUUAGACGCGAAUUCAGUGUGUUCGAUGAGUUCUCCAAGAAGAUUAAAGGUGAAAUCGACAGGAACCGGGAAUUUCAACAAUCUGUGAAGGAGAUUAAGGAGAAAGCAGAGGACUUGAAAGGGGUGAAAGAGGAUCUGAAAGCUAGAACAAAGCAGACUACUGAGCAGCUGUACACACAUGUAGAUGGUGUUUGGACGCAGGCUGAAGAAAAAGCAAAAAAGGUUUAUGCUGAGGUGGAAGAAAAAAUUUCGGCUGCUAAAGAGGAGGUCAAGGAAGGUUUUGGGAUUGGGAAGCAAGAGUCUACAGGAUGCAAUGGAACUUCAGCUAGUCACAGCACAAAUGACAAAGAUGGAAGCAAGUCUGCAUUUGGUGAAGAAAAACAACAGGGUCAGCAGCAGCAAUCGGAAGCUAGUGAUAAUGCUGAAACACUAUUUAGCAAGGUCAAGUUUGGUGUUUCUUCCAUGUCACCGAAGGUUUCAUUAGCAUUUCAAAAAUUGAAGGAAGCAAAACCCAUUGACAUGGUGAAGAAGGGCUAUGACAUUGUGAAGGAGGAACUAAAAGGUAAUCCAAAUAGGAAAAAGCACCUUGAGUAUGAUAGUUCUUCAGCUGCUCCCUCACCAAGCACUCAGAGAAGUACACGCACUGAUAUUGUUGUGCUACCUUCAAAGCAGUCUCGAUGGAGUAAGAAAUGGGAGGCUUUCAAGAUUAAGAUGCAAGGCCAUCCUAUAUUCAAACGUGUUAGUGGGUUUAGCGAGCCUGUAAUUGAAAAGAGCCAGGAGAUUGCAGAGGAUAUGCGGGAGAGAUGGGAGACUAGUGAUCAUCCAGUUGUUCACAAAAUCCAAGAUAUUAGUGAAACUGUUCUUGGAGAGUCAGAUGCUGCCAUGUCAUUUAAAGAGAUUCGUCGCAGAGAUCCGACUUUUUCUUUACCAGAAUUUGUGGCUGAGGUUCAGGAAGUGGUCAAACCAGUUCUUAAUGCUUAUUUCAAAGGGGAUACUGAAGCAUUAGAGAAGUACUGUAGCUCUCAUGUAAUUGAGAGGUGUAAAGCAGAGCAUAAAGCAUUUGAGAGCCAGGGGAUCUUUUUCGAUAACAAGAUUUUACAUAUAUCGGAAGUGGAAGUUCGAGAGACCAAAAUGAUGGGAGAAACCCCCAUAAUCAUUGUGGCAUUUCAGACACAGCAAGUCUACUGUAUACGUGAUAGACUUGGCACCAUAACAGAAGGUGGCCAGGAUACCAUUCAUACGGUGUAUUAUGCCUGGGCAAUGCAGCAGUUGGAUCCAGAAGAACUUGGAGAGGGUGCUCCUUACUCCACAUGGAAGCUUAGAGAAAUGCAGCAACUUGGCGUCCGGGCCCUAAUUUGAUUAUAUUGUUUUAGCAAUGUUGAUGUAAUCUUGCCGGACGAGGAUUUUGUUCUCCUAACUCUGGUAAGGGAGAAAUUUUGAGGCCUCUCCCACUUGAGACUGAAGGUGCUAGAAAUUUAUAUCAACAAUUCUGCCGUAUUUCACCUGCAA